UGUUCUUUAAAUUACAGAUAUGGACCACUACAUUUUUGAGUGUAGAUAUAAAUUCCCGUCUUUCUCAGAGGAAGAAACACUACUGGGCUGGCAUGUAUUGUUAUACGACGAAUUAUGGGCCGGACAUCCAGAAUUCAGAUGUGCUUUAUACGAAACGGUUAGAGAAGACCCACCAAUGUUCAAGAUGGUAAUUAGUGGGACCCACUCGUGCGAGGGUCUAUUGAAGAGAAUGAAACAAUCUGAGCAAGCAGUUCCCGAGGAGUUCCGACAUAUCGCCGAUGGAUCGAUAGCUCUUAUGUUUAGUAGAGACUUCCCACUAUCGCCCAAUUGGAGGAAAAAGCGGUCAGAGGAACAAAGGCCGCGGGUGCAGUUUACUUCAUAACUAACAUACUUAAUA
Molecule: messenger RNA, 397 nt
Organism: Acyrthosiphon pisum (pea aphid)
Lineage: Eukaryota; Metazoa; Arthropoda; Insecta; Hemiptera; Aphididae
Exons: 2
Coding region: 20-382 (120 amino acids)
Source: RefSeq, a predicted model, not a curated record